UCGCUAGAGGGCGUUCUUGUAGUCGUUAAAAAUGUUGGUCGGAAUCUGUCGAAAAUGAUGAAUCCGUUUUUGCAAAUUGUUAAAACUUUCAUUAUGUUGUAGUUAAAUUACUUAACAUGAUUCUAUUUAGUAGCUAGUAAGUGGAAAAGACAUUUUGUCAAGGAAAAGAGUGAUUUAGGUGUGCGAAAGUCAUACGACUUGUGUCAUCUGACUGCUCUUCCUUCAAGAUGGCUCCUCCGCCGGAGUAUGAUAAGGAACCGAAAGCUCCGGAUAAAAGUGCAACAAAUAUUUCCACUGAAGAUUCAAAACUUCUACAUAAUUUGGUAAACGACCAGCACACAAAUUCAGACCACAAACCUAUAAAUACGGUUGCAGCCGUUGAAGUUGAGAAUAACAAACAUGUAGAGACUUUGGACGAUGGGCAAUUACGAGCGUUGUUGGACGAGGCUAUCACAUACAAAUGUCCUAAAGACCGAGAGGGUAAAAGCAGUCUAUUUAAGGAAUUGCUGGAAGAAGUGGAACAGGACGAGCAAGCGUGCGAGGCGGCGGCGCGGACGCUGAGCGGGUGCAGGGGCGCUCGACGCGGGGGCCGCGGGCGGCGCGCGCUGCCCCACUCCAACUCGCUGCAGGACCUGGUGGCAGCACUGGCCGCCGAGCCCGCGCCGCGACGCCACCAUGUGCGCCACCACCCGCCCGCGCCCGCGCCAAGCAACGUGUCCGCGCGGGCCAUACACGGCGGCAGCCUGCCCUCCGGCGUCGAUACCUCGUCGUUGCUGAGCGAGGAGCCGGCUCGCGGCGCGGGCUACCUGGCCACGGUGCGCUGCGUCAACCCGCCGCCGCUCGCCGAGCGCCGCGUGUCCGCCAGCGAUGCCAACACACCUGCUGAAAUGGAGCUACUCAAUAGAAGAAGUAAGCCGAUGUUCCCGAUGACGUACACUGCGCGCGCGACGCUGGAGAUCGGCAGCGGCAGCGUGUGCUCGGGCCGCGCGGUCACCACCACCACCGCGUCCAACCAGGUGCGUACCCCGCCGUCCCACAGGCCAGGCCCUCAAGCCAUGCUCCUGAAAGCCUUGCGCCCCGGCAGACCCAGCGGUGGUGGCCAGUCUGAUGACUCACUCCCAACUAAUGCUACAACUAAACCGCGCGGCCCGAAACAACUCACGCUAAAUAACAAACAGGACAUUCAUAACAGCAAAUCAAGUCAAGUCACCAAAGGUUUGACAAAAGAGAAAAAGGAGAAAAUUCCGGAAGAUAAUUCGCAGCUAUGGGCUUACAAUGUCGACAAUUGGUAUAAGACCUUACCGACUAACACCGAACCUCUGUUUAAUCCGAAAUUAUUCGACAAACAUAAACAGAAUACUUGCCCUAAAGCAGUCGAUGUUCCAACUAAAUCUAAAACAAUUGAGACUGACGUGGAAAGCAAUUUUGUGUCACCUAUGAAUACAACUUUAACUGACCAUGAUAGAGUUGGACAAUAUACACCAAUAAAAAAUGCAAAUGAUGAGUUUUAUGAAGGGAGGGUUGAAGAAAACUUCGUACAUGACUAUAACGAAUGUGAUAUUAGAUUAAGAAGAGAAUAUAGACAAAAAGUAGGUGAUAGGUUAGUAAAACCGUCUCUAUCAGACAUUAAUCCAAAGAACGUGAGGCGUAUGACCAUAGGUCGACCCCCACCGAAUAAUCCAUACGCUUCUUUUAAAGAAGCUAAUCUUGAAGAUAAUACUGUUAAAGUUAAUAAAGAGAAGAAUACUGCUAACAUAUCUACGACUCAAAUUGAUGGUGGAUUCAAUUCUAACACAAAUGAUGUCGAUAGUAAAAUAAAUAUUACUACAGACGAUGUGCCUCCGUCAACUUCCAAGCAAUUGUUAGAUAUAUCUAAGGAAGGCUGUGAUUCAUCUGAUGAAGAAGAAGAUAUUACAUGGCUCACAAAACCAGUAACAUCUGAAAAUGAAAAGAGUACAGGCUUUGAAGUCGAAAUGCAAGAUGUCUCAUCUAGUUCACAACGUUGUCUAAAACUAGAUGAGUUGAUUGAGUUCUUUCCUGAAUAUGUCGCAAAACAUCAAAAGCUAUUGGAAUCCAUAGGAAGUAAUAGAGACGAUAACUUUAAUGUCACAACUCGUGAACAUAAAGAAGAAACUACCCAAUCUGUUGAUGUGACAGAAAGUCUAACAGGUAAUUUAAGUUCUGAUAUAGAACUAUCUACUGUAGAAAAGUGUUCAGAACAAUGUAGUGAAGAAGAUAAUAAAAUAGAGGUUCACAUAACUAUACCAGGAGAAGAAGCUACCACGAAGAAUGAUCGUAUUAUCCUAGCUCAGCUUCCUAACAAUGCUUAUAUUUUUUUAACAUUACCUAAGCCUUUAGUUUCACCACUUAAUACAAAUGUUAACACUCCCGUCCAGUUGUUCGAAAUUGAAAAUAGUAAUGAUGUUAAUAAUUCUGUGUCCACAAGUAACAAUAAACCGAAAGUUGUAAAGAAGAAAAAACAAAAGACGUCCCCAGAACACCCCGUCAGCACUGACUCGAAGAAAACUGCACUCGAUAAAAAUGUCCUUAAAGUACUAUUGUUUGAAAGUCUUUUUAAAAACAAUGUUAGUGAGAAUUUGUCGCACACUGCGGGGGUGUCAGCUAUCGCCGACAAAGAGGUCGAUUCCGCUAUAUCGUUUAGUUGCAUCACAACACCGGAGGUUGUGUCCAGUUGCAACACGACAUCGUCUACGGCGCAGUCGGCGGUCGCCGUCGAUCCUAAGCCCCGCAGCGUCAUCUCGAGCAGUUUCAACGGGCUGCCGCUGUCGCGACCCAGCUACGGCUCCACCGGCAACUCCGCUACAGACGACUACAAGAAGUCUCUAGAUGAAAACGGCAACUCAGUACAAGGAUUCAGUUCACCUCUUUCGGGAUCUAGUCAACACAAAAAACCUCGGAGGAAAAAGUCUUCAAAGAACGAGACAGUUAUCGACUGCCAACAGAUCGACGGCUACCAAGGAGACAAGGACGUCAACGAGCUGCUCCGGUUCAUCGAAUCGAACGCGGACAACGGACGCGGCGCCAAGCUCGGCCGCGUCAAGCACAAGGACGACUCGGACGACAAGAGCGGCAAGAAGCGCUCCACCGAGCGUCGCAAGGACAAGGAGAACAAGCUCAAGCGAGCCUCCUCGCUCGAGGAGCUGUCCCGCACCAACAUCGACGACCUCACCGACGCCGCGCCCGACUCCGCCGAGCGCCGCGAGCCCGCCAAGCCCGAGCGCCGCUCCUGGGGCGACGACGCGCUCUACGACCCCGACGCCGUCGCCGAGACCGACUUCCAGACCGUCACCAAGAAGCGCAAGCCGCGGCGCCGCGCCGACGAGCCGCCGCGCCGCGCCCGCGCCCCCUCCCCGCGCCCGCGCCGCGAGUCCGCGCCGCCCUCCGACCGCAGCAACGACUCCAACGACGACAUGGACUCCGUGCACUCGCUGCCCGCCGCGCCGCCCGCGCCGCCCGCCGCCGCGCCGCCCGCGCCCGUCGCCUCCUACGCCGACAUCGCGCGCACCCGCCACAACAUCCCCGACCUCAUCGAGUCCUGCAACUUCUACGCCGAGCCCGAGCCCGGCGCCGCCGCGCCCGCCGACGACGGCUACCCCGCGCUGGCCGCGCGCCGCCGCGACGCCAAGCCGCCGCCGCCGCGCCGCAAGGAGCGGCCGCCCGCCGCGCCGCGCCCGCCCGACUGCCCGGCGCCCGACGUGGUGGCCGACCGGCGCCCGCCCGUCAUCCUGCUGGACGAGGCGGUGCGGCCGCGCGACAUGGACGGCGUCACGUUCGGCUUCGACGUGAACGAGCAGCUGCUGAGCGGCGCGGCGCGGCGGCCGCGCUGCGACCUGGUGCGCGACGCGGCCGAGGCGGGCGUGGCGGUGCGCGCCGGCUGCCUGGCGCUGCGCUACGUGCCGCCCGCGCCGCCGCCCGACGCCGCGCCGCUGCUGCAGCUCGUGGACUACGUGGGCGCGGCUUGGGAGGACGUGGUGCGCUGCGGCGGCGGCAAGGUGCGCUACUUCAGCGAGUAGCGCCGCGCGCAGCCCCGCCCCGCGCCGCCCGCCCGCGCCCGCCGGCCCGGCCCGGGCCCGGCGCCGCCUCGCCCGCGCCCUACUCUCGCGGAUGUACCACCUACGUCUAACUAUUGCUUACUUUAGAAAACAAAAA
This is a messenger RNA of Helicoverpa zea (corn earworm), 4170 nucleotides long. RefSeq lists its product as uncharacterized. The transcript has 9 exons. Lineage: Eukaryota; Metazoa; Arthropoda; Insecta; Lepidoptera; Noctuidae. The record is from RefSeq and is a predicted model, not a curated record. Bases 228 to 4034 code for a protein of 1268 amino acids.